UUCAGAGGGGACAAAAGUCUGCUGUUAUCUUCAGGCUGUCUUGUCCCCACUGGCCUGACCUGUUAAAGGGGUUCCGCAGCUCUGCCUUCCACCUUGGGGAACAGCAAGUGUAAGGACCCUGGCAGGAACCCUCUGAGGGCUUAGAAGCCCCACCAUCCUCCCCCAUUGUGAUGAGAGCUCUGAUUCUAUGGCAACGGUGGGUCCCCUGGACCCUCCCCUCCUGGUAGAGGCUGAAGGUCAGGAGCAAGGAGGGGGAGUAUCUUCCAGAUGACAGAGUUUCUGAGGCAGUGAAGAUGUCAGGGAGACGACCUCAGGCACUUUCGCUUCCUGCAGAAAAUGGCCAAAGGGAGACGCUUCAACCCAGCUUUAGAUAAGGAUGGAAGAUGGUUCCCUCAGAUUGGACUAACACAGAAGACACCAGAAUCCAGCACAAGCGCUAUGCUAAAGGAGCCCCACCGCCCACGGUCGUCUCGGCAAGUGGAGGGGAAGCUACCACCAAUCUACAAAGUUCGGGAGAAGCAAGCAGUAAAUAACAACUUCCCCUUCUCUGUACACGACAAUCGGCACAGCCUGCAGAGCUCGGGGUGCUACCUGGACUCGGGCCUGGGACGGAGGAAGAUCUCCCCAGAGAAAAGGCAACAUGCUUCAAGAAAUUUCAAUCUCUGGGCGUGUGACCAUGUUCCGUCUUGUCUUGACGGCUUUUCAAAUAACCAAAUAUCAUAUGUCUAUCGAGAAGUUGUGGUGCUCCCAAUUUUCAGACGCUUCCCAAGACAUUAUAAUGAGAUAUGGAAGUCUUUUAAAUUUAUUCCUCGGAAAAGUUAUACAGAGUUUUUGAAAAAGACUCCAAAAGUAAGGUUUGCUAUUGACAAAAAGGUUGGUUCUUCACUGGAGCCCUAAUCCUUCCAGAAGGUUAUGGAUGAGUUUUGUAAUAUUGGUAUCGCACUGAACAUUUGUUUUCUGGUUCAGCCUACUAGUUGACAUAGGAUUUGUUUAAAUUAGAGAUUAGAGAUUGUACAUGUCUUAAUGCAGAGGUGAAAUAUUCUUGCUGUGAUAACACAGAGAUGAAAGUCUUUAUAUUGAGAAUCCAGAAAAGCUACACAUUAUGUUACCACUCCCCACUUUAACAUAUUUCUGUUUUUUUUUAGUAAGGUUGAAAAACAUUCAAGUUCUUAUAAAAAUAAAGAUA
Messenger RNA from Mustela lutreola (European mink), 1186 nucleotides. RefSeq names its product testis expressed 36 (gene TEX36). The transcript is spliced from 4 exons. Bases 337 to 897 code for a protein of 186 amino acids. The record is from RefSeq and is a predicted model, not a curated record. Lineage: Eukaryota; Metazoa; Chordata; Mammalia; Carnivora; Mustelidae.